UUGAGUGCCCGGCCAUUUAACCUUUGGAUUUGUAGUGCAGGGCUUGUUUUGUUUUUUGUUUUUUUUUAAACCCUACAAACACACUCCAAGUGUCAGUCGAGCCACGCCCCCCCCGCCCUCGAAAAGCUUGGAAUGAGGCUGCGCCUUGUUGGUCACGUGACACCGCCGUCCAGUGUGUCCUCGCCAGGCAACGGUCCUAGAGACCGACAACACCGUCUGCCGCAGCAUGAACGUGAUCUACCCUCUUGCGGUGCCCAAGGGGCGCCGGCUCUGCUGUGAGGUGUGCGAAGCUCCGGCCGAGCGGGUCUGCGGGGCCUGCACAGUCACUUAUUACUGUGGUGUGGUUCAUCAAAGAGCUGAUUGGAGCAGCAUCCAUGAGAAGAUAUGUCAGCUCCUGAUUCCCCUGCGCACUUCCAUGCCCUUCUACAACUCAGAGGAAGAACGGCAGCAUGGCCUGCAGCAGCUGCAGCAGCGGCAGAAGCAUUUGAUCGAAUUUUGCUACACCGUAGCCCAGAAAUAUAUCUUUGAAGGAAAACAUGAAGAUGCUGUCCCAGCAGCUUUGCACUCUCUUCGCUUCCGUAUGAGUGUUCAUGGCCUGAGUUCAGUAGAGCUGGUACCUGCUUACCUGCUGUUGGCCGAGGCCAGCCUUGGUCUGGGCCGGAUCGUCCAGGCUGAGGAGUAUCUAUCCCAAGCGCAGUGGACAGUCCUCAAAUCAACUGAAUGUUGUUAUGCCACCCACUCCUUACUGCAUCGGAACCUGGGACUUCUCUACAUGGCUAAGGAAAACUAUGAGGAAGCCCGUUAUCAUCUGGCCAAUGAUAUUUAUUUCGCCAGUUGUGCAUUUGGAACAGAGCACAUCAGGACCUCAGGAGGCUACUUCUACCUGGCUAAUAUCUUCUAUGGCCUUAAAAAGUUGGACCUGGCAGACACAUUGUACACCAAGGUCUCUGAGAUCUGGAAUAAAUAUUUGAACAAUCACUAUCAAGUCCUCUCACAGGCUCGCACCCAACAAGUAGAUCUACUAGGCAAACAGUUGGAGACCAACACUGGCUUGGAUGAAGCCCAGGAAGCAGAAGCCAUUCAGAUCCUGACUUCAAUCUUGAACAUUCGAGAAUCUACAUCUGACAAAGCCCCCCAAAAAACAAUCUUUGUUCUAAAAAUCCUGUUCAUGCUUUACUACCUGAUGGUGAAUUCUUCAAAGGCAAAGGAAUACGCCAUGAGAGCCCUGGAUCUAGCCAAAGAACAGCAGCUCAGUGUCCAUGAACAAAACACCAUUCAAGACUUACUAAAUCUCACCUCAGCUGAGGAAGCUCAUCCCAUUCCUUGGUGACCCAAGAGCUCUGCAUCAUGGACUAUUGAGCAUCUAAUGUAUUCCAGCCUUGCAUAGCUGCUUUGAGGUGCUAUGAAUUGCUGAAGUGCCUACCCUCUUCCCCUGGGAUUGCACUCAUAGCUGUGUUUUUAUUGUUUCACAGCAUAUGUUGGGGAAUAUAGAGCUUUUGGCACAGAAAUCAGUAUAACUCUUGUUUAUCA
Molecule: messenger RNA, 1530 nt
Organism: Physeter macrocephalus (sperm whale)
Lineage: Eukaryota; Metazoa; Chordata; Mammalia; Artiodactyla; Physeteridae
Gene: ZMYND12
Product: zinc finger MYND-type containing 12
Exons: 8
Coding region: 227-1330 (367 amino acids)
Molecular function (GO): protein binding
Source: RefSeq, a predicted model, not a curated record